Molecule: messenger RNA, 1022 nt
Organism: Esox lucius (northern pike)
Lineage: Eukaryota; Metazoa; Chordata; Actinopteri; Esociformes; Esocidae
Gene: aurkaip1
Product: aurora kinase A interacting protein 1
Exons: 4
Coding region: 170-808 (212 amino acids)
Biological process (GO): mRNA processing
Cellular component (GO): mitochondrion
Source: RefSeq, a predicted model, not a curated record
UUCGUGAAUCUAAAAGAGGAAGAGAGUUUUGGAUGGACCGGAAGUUGACUUCUGGAGUCACAUUGAAAAACGAAGGUUGUGCUAACGUUAGCUUCACCGAUGUGUCAAGGCACAUUUGGAGCGACAAAUUGACUUAUUCAAUCCCGAUGAUUCAACUUCAAUCGUAGACAUGUUCAUCUCAAGGGUGGCCCCUCACAUCAGUCGGCUUUGCCGAGUAACUGGUGCCCUUCAGACUUGUGGACUGUCAUUGGGUGAAUCUCUACAGCCUGUCUUUCCCUCUUGCUACUCUUCUCUAUUUGGAAAACCCAGACUCUAUUCGACAGCAGCAGACAACACACAGCCUCCCCAACGCUGGGUGGCAUUGGAGCCAGAGCUGGAUGAGUACCUUAUCCCCCGUAAACUGUCAGUGUCCCCCCUGGAGAGCUGGCUCUCUCUGCGCUACUCCCUCCCUCCGCUGUUAGAGGCAUCACUGCCCAUAGAGGAAGGUGACAUGAUUUUGGACACCAAGGUUUUGCCACCAUUAAGAGUCCCUCUCCUAGAAGAGGGGGAUGACUCUGUAACGCCUCUCAGCUGUAAGAAUGUGCUGGAGAUCAGACGGCGUAAGAUGAACCGGCACAAGUACAAGAAACUCAUGAAGCGCACCAAGUUCCUGAGGAGGAGAGUGUUGGACGGCAGAAGGAAAAAGAAGCAGAAACGCUUUGAGAAGGAUCUUGAGAGGAUCUGGAUGCGAGCUGGACUGAAAAAAGCCCCAGAAGGAUGGAACACACCUAAGAUCUUCAUCAAACAGUACAAGUCCAAGAGGGAGUGAAGUUCUACAGGAGCAGUGCACUGCUGACUGACCCACUCUGGGUCGUAACAGGACUCCUCAAGCACAGCCUACUCUCCAUUGCUACUUGAAGUAGAUCUCAGUCAUCUGUGAUGUUGACAUCUUCCACGUGUGCUUUUCUUUCCUCUGUUGAGGAUUUGAGCUGGGGGUCGUUGGGAAGUGAAAAGAAACGAUAAACGUCACUUUCAAAUCCUAA